This is a messenger RNA of Macrobrachium nipponense, 359 nucleotides long. RefSeq lists its product as uncharacterized. NCBI's taxonomy places the organism in Eukaryota, Metazoa, Arthropoda, Malacostraca, Decapoda, Palaemonidae. The transcript has 4 exons. The coding region runs from base 24 to 359 and encodes 111 amino acids. The record is from RefSeq and is a predicted model, not a curated record.
CAGUCGAAAGCUGAGGUAUAGUAAUGGAAACUCAGCGCAAAUGUGAUGGGGAGUAUGGCCCUGGAACAAUUGAGUCUGAUGAUGAAAUUGAAAAUUACUCUGGGUCAGGUUCUGACAGUGAAGAUGAGAUUAAGCAACGUCAAAAGAUGGGUGGAGUGAAAGAUUUCUUCCAAGACUUUGAUUUUGUAGAAACUGUAAAGGACUAUCAUCGAGAUUCAUGGGAGGAUGUUCUGGAAUACAUCAAAACACCUAGAGAAAGAGAUGUUUCUGCAAGGAUUGCAAGAAUCCGUCAAGAGGAGCUCAAGAAAGAAAAGUGGAACAAUGGAAAUGUGAAGUCACAAAUACAAAUGUCUAUUUAA